AUGCAAUUUCCACAUCCUGAUGCUCGGAUUUUGCCUCAUAAAAUUUCAUGCCCAUCCUCCCCAAGUAAAACAACAUCGAACGAAUUGAGUAGAAUCGUCGGUUCGCUUGUUGGUCUCGCUGUCGGUGAUGCACUUGGAGCUAGCGUUGAGUUUCGUCCUCGUCAAUACCUUGUCGAUCAUCCUACCCAAGAUAUGCAGAGUGGAGGAACUUGGGGUCUUCAGGCUGGCCAAUGGACAGACGACACUUCAAUGGCUUUAUGUCUAGCUUCAUCACUUAUCAUUUGUCAUGGUUUUAAUUCCUACGAUCAAAUGGUACGGUAUAAGUGGUGGUAUAAAAAAGGUUUUCUUUCAUCAACAGGUGAAUGUUUUGACAUCGGUAAUACUACCCGCACUUCACUGGAUGAAUUUUGUCGUCGACAAAAUAUGCUCAAACAUCAUUUUCAGGGUUUCACGGAUGAGCAAAUCGAUAAUUUGUCGUUAGAGCAAGUUAGGAGUGUACCCGGUUUCGAUGAAUAUUGUGGUGUAUCGCAACAGGUUGGAAAUGGUCCACUAAUGCGUCUUGCUCCUGUGCCUCUAUUUUACUUUAGACAGCCUCAAGAUGCUGUUAAAUAUGCUGGUGAUAGUGCUCGUCUUACUCAUGGAGAUAUAAGAGCUAUCGACGCUUGUCGGUAUUACGCAGCUCUUAUCGUCGCUACCAUCCAUGGAGAAUCAAAAGAACAACUAUUACAUGAGCGAUUUUACGAAAAUCAUAGAGGAUGGUUUGAAUCUGUAGAACUUCAUCCUGAAGUUCUAGGUGUAGCUCGAGGAUCAUACAGAAAACGGAGCGGCUACGAAGAAGGCAUUCGAGGAAUUAGUUAUAUUGUCAAUACUUUAGAAGCCGCUCUCUGGGCAUUUUGGUCAGACGAAAACUGUUUCGAAAAAGGUGUUCUUAAAGCUGUUAAUCUCGGCGAUGAUACUGAUACCACCGCUGCCGUGUAUGGUCAAUUGGCUGGUGCAUUUUAUACCGUAGCAGGUAUUCCUGAGGAAUGGGCUUCAAAGUUGUACGCUAAUACCCUUAUUAUUUGUGUCGCUGAAUCGCUUUACGCCGACGGAAGCCAAAGUAGAAAUGAUAUGGUUAAACAGCAACAACAACAAAAACAGACGAUGAUGCAACCUCAGAAUCAAAUAACAACGCAAAAAACACAAUUCAAUCAAUCUCAUGGCUCUUUCGCAACAAACCCGCAGACUUCACCUGUGGUUAAAAUGGAUCGCAUAGGCUAUGGGCCACAGGCUGCUCGAACACAAGUACAACCUCAAUCUCAAACACAUUCUGCUGUCAACUCAGACACUGAUAAUACGUACAAUCGUAAGCAAAAAAUAAAAGUGGAUCCUAGUACUCUGCCUCCUGCUGGGAGGCCCAGUGGUCAAUAG
Messenger RNA from Rotaria sp. Silwood2, 1410 nucleotides. Lineage: Eukaryota; Metazoa; Rotifera; Eurotatoria; Philodinida; Philodinidae. The record is from the annotation of a GenBank genome assembly.